This is a messenger RNA of Postia placenta MAD-698-R-SB12, 3513 nucleotides long. RefSeq lists its product as hypothetical. Lineage: Eukaryota; Fungi; Basidiomycota; Agaricomycetes; Polyporales; Adustoporiaceae. The record is from RefSeq and is a predicted model, not a curated record. The transcript is spliced from 7 exons. Bases 1 to 3513 code for a protein of 1170 amino acids.
AUGUGGCACAAUAUUAUACGGCUGGAACUUCGUGAUGCCGUGACCAAUCCUCAAAUCUUUGCCGCGCUUUUGGAUCUGGAAAUGCCUGUCCCUUCUCAGAGCAGAACGCGCGUUGAAUUUACCGAAACUGACGCAGACUACAUCAUCCAGUAUCUUGCCAAGUACACCCCCGAUGGGCGAGACAGGAGCGGAAACCAGAUAUGGAAGGCAUUAGGCGAGAAUGCGAAGCAGAAAUGGGCGUGGUCGAGCCGGCAUACCUGGCAAGCGUGGCGAAACCACUAUGUGAAGAAUCGCGAAUAUUAUGAUCAUAAAGUUUCGCGGCUACUCAAGAAACAGCGUAAAUUAGAGGAAGACCCCUCCUAUAUACCGGCUCCGUCAAAUCCAAAACCGACGCCAAGCGGGAGCACCCGCACAGCAUUCACAGCGGACGACGAUAAGCAUCUCGUAGCCUACCUCGCUAAGCACAGUAUUACUACGAACGGCCGGCUUGGAAACUCCUUGUAUCUAAAAUUGAUGGAAGAUGAGGAGGGCAAGUGGCCGUGGUCCCAACGCCACACCUCCCACUCGUGGCGCGAGCGAUACAAGACUCAGCGAGCGGAGUUCGAUUCGUAUAUCGAAGAAUGGCAAAGGGCACACCCAACCGAAGAGAUUCUGGAGACGCCUGGCCCGCGCAGCAGAAAGAAGCGUGUGCGCAACGGUACUGCAAACGGUCGCGCUAGUCCGAGUAGCAGAGUUCCAGUAGUGGUGGAAGAAGACGAAGAGGUGAAGGAGGAUGCCGUUGCCAGCGGCAAACAUAGGGAAGAGCAGAUGAUUCACGGGAAGGGCAAACGCAAGGCGAAGCACACCGCGGAGGACGACCCACAAUCUACGCGCAGGAAAAGGAGGCGUAAGGGCGAUUCUGCAGACUCCAUAUUGGCGGCAGAGGCCGACUUCCCGCCGAUUCGCGAAGCUGAGGAGUCUAAGCCUAUAAUAGGACCGUCUGGAUUUCAGGUUGCUGAUCCUGCUACGCCGCAUGAGGAGGAUACAAGGUCUGUGUCUUCACGGGACGACACUCCGACCCCGGUGUCCAGAGCCAAGCCCGACAUCGCGCAGGAAGGCAAACUCUAUCCUGACAUAUCCGCUUUUGCGCCUCCGCCAGACAAUUCAGGGUCUUUCCCCGGUGCGUUCCCGGUGACGUCGACCCCGCGUGGGCAGCCAGGAGAUCACUCUGGGAGCCUCCAAAUAGUUUCGUCGUUGAAGGCAAUUCAGUCCGAGCAGCAGAAGUCGGCGCAUGGUCCCACGAAAAUCACACAGGGUCCUACCCCUCCUACAAGUGUGGCACGGUCGCCUUCGUCUAUUAUAACGGACGUCGCUGUAUCUAACCAACGCACUGCUGUCUACAGAGCAGGAAGCGCCCAAAGUCAGGUUAGCGUACCCGCAGAUCAGGGACAGCCCAACAGCAAAUCGCCAACCGAUGACCGCCUAGAGACUCCCGAUAUGCCAUCUCACAAGGUAGCCGAUCACCACACGAAUGUCGAGGCCGGUCCGUCUCGAGAGUUCUUGAAAUCCUCCGCGAAGCCGAAGAAGUCAUCACAUCGCCCUUUUAUGCUAAAAUCAGCAGACGACAUCACAUUCGCUUCUGAACCUCCUACGCCGGUCGCGGCCAGCCGGGAAAGCACACCUCAGCCACGGAAGCGACCCAGGGAGCCUCCGCGUCUCGACGAGGGCGCAUUUAACAACGCGUUCACUGAUGCCAAAGGCAGACGUCGUGUGAGCAGGGAUGGAUUCGGUCCUCGUGUUAGUGGGGUAGAAGACACUGACGACGACGAGGGUGAUAACGAGAGUGAUGAAGGUACCACGGAUGUGGGAGAUUGGCCGCCCGCGCGUCGUAAAGGUAAAGACAAGGAGGAGACGGCACAGCGAGCGACGAGCAGGCACGCGACCGCAGAAACAAGGCGAGGGCCAUCCAAUUCUCAACCUUUUGCUGGUGCGAAGAGUGCAGAUACGUAUGCCUCGACGUCUCGUACAUCCCAAGUCAAUCGCCAGAUUACUCAGAGGGUACAUCACCCAUUCAGUCAGCCAACACAGGACCCUGGUACCCAGGCCAUGACACAGUCGCAGGGGCAAUCGCAGCACCAUCCCUUUAGCCAGCCGACACAACAGAUUGACAGCGUCCCGAAACUCUCCGACUUCAUGACAUCGCGCGUGGACCGCUCUUCCACAGCGCAACCUUCGAAGGUUGCGCUACCUCCGGUGAAUCAUCCUCCGACCAGGCCUUUCGCAUCUGGCUUCGGCGAAUUUAUGCGACGCCAGGAUACCAUCAGCCAAGCAGCACAUGCACAAAGCAAGGUCGCUCCUGAUCGUGCCAUCGCAAGCACGGCUCAUAUACGUCCUUCCAAUUCGGCCCAAAAGGUGCCCCAUGAUGCUUACGAGGAGGAAGCGGGCGGCUCCCGCAGUGUUCACUUCCAGGGUGACCUGUCUGACGUCAAAGGCAAAUCUCGGGAGAUGCCACCGCCGACUCCGUAUCCUAAUCCUCGGCGCAACACUCUGAAUGGGCAAAGAACGGACAUUGCGCCGCAGAUAUAUCCCCAAGAGAAGGCCCCCAGGGUACGAAUGUCAGAACCUGUGCUGCCUACUGCGCGCGCGAUUGCAGGCUCCCUCGAUGAUUCCUUGCUCGGCACUUCUCUCCGUCACCGGCGGUCCAGCCUCAUGAACCGUCCCCGUUCCCGCGCCACGUCUUUGGACCCCGAUCUGCACCUCAGCGAGGCAGACGAGUCCGUCAUCGUGCAGAUUGGCAUCGACUCGGCGAUCCAGACCAUGUCUGAGAACCAUGGGUUCAACCCGGAGAUCGUGCGUCGCGUUUGGAGCCAGACAGGGUCGCUCAAGGAGACCGACGUGACUCUCGCCAAGAUGCGCGAGGCUGCGGAGCGUGCGGCCCUGCAGCACCUCGAGGCUCUGCAGGACGGGGACGAGCAGGCUGCUCCCCGUCCCGCGAGAGGGCGCUCCUCGGACGCGCGCCGUUCGCGCUCAAGCGUCGGGGGCGCGCCCUCUCGCUCCUCUCACGUGGGCACAUCUUCAGUCCUGCAGAUCGAGCCCAUCAUUGACCAUGCGCAGGAGGGCUCGGACGACGAGUACUCGCCGCCGAGGCGGUCGCGCGCGGGGCAGUACGCGCGCCUCGUGAAAGAGGGGCGGGAAGACGAGGCCCUCGCGCGGGAGUACAGCCGGCUGGGCGGCAUCUCGCCGUUCCAGACGCCCGACAAGCGGGAGGCGGUCGACGACGGGGACGAGGACGAGGACGAGGACGAGGACGAGGACGAAGUCGAGGGUUCGGACGACGGGAGCGCACUGGAUGAGCCUUGGGGCGGAGAUGAACGCAUGGACGUCGAUCCCCACCAACUCGCGUCAGAAGCGGCCGGCGAUGGUUCUGAGCAGACCGGGCUGCUGCAACUUGAGAACAAGAUGGGGCAGAACUCGCUCAGGCUGAUGCUGGCGAAGCAGCUCGGCAGCUUCUUGGCGUCCGGUACGACAGCUUGA